Molecule: messenger RNA, 1114 nt
Organism: Trichogramma pretiosum
Lineage: Eukaryota; Metazoa; Arthropoda; Insecta; Hymenoptera; Trichogrammatidae
Exons: 7
Coding region: 1-1062 (353 amino acids)
Source: RefSeq, a predicted model, not a curated record
AUGGCUUUCGGAAAAAUGUAUUCGGGAAAAUAUAUUCGGGAAAAUGUCCGGCUACCCAACCAAGCGCCUAUUAUUAUAGAAGAAAUACCUCAAAUUUCAUAUGAAGACUUGAAGUCCAAAUCUGUUUGCCCUGUAUCUAUAGAAGAAAUGAAAAAUACGUAUGAUGAUAGCAACAAUCAAUUUGAUGAAUCAGUUCAGAUUCACUCAGCCCCUUUGCCAGAAACUUCUGUAAAAACAGAAUCUACUUCUGUUAUGUGUACGAAUACAAAUGAUGAAUCGCAUGAAACAGCUCAAAGUGUAUUCAAUAAUGCUUUUACUCUCCCGACGAAAUAUUUACCACAGAAAAAACGUGAAAAAUUAUUAAAAUCGGGUAAACAAAAAACACAAGUUGCGGCAGUGACAGAAAAAUGGCUAGAAAAGGAGCUGGAGAAAGAAAAAAUUAAAGAUGAAGAGAUAAACCAGAAAAUGAAAAAGAAAUUUUAUGCUUGCAGAUUAACAGGACUGGAUCAAUUUCAUAAAUAUGAAUGUGCUGUAAUGGCAUUUUUAAUUGGAGUUGGACUAAGUUCUAUAUGCCAAUUGGCAUUACGUUUGAUAACCAAGAUAGGACUGAAUAAUUGUUUAAAAAUUUAUCACCAUUUAACCAAAGGUGGAUUUGACGAUGAAUGUCAAGAUAUCUUGAAGUUACACAAUCUUGAAACGAAUAAGAAUCAAAGAACGACUGAUGACUUACAGGAAAGAGCUCUUGUGACAAUUUUUAUGUUAGAAUGCCUGAAAAAAACCACAUUUUUUACAUCAUCUGAGAUUUAUUUUUCUUCAAAUCCUAAUUUCAAAAAAGAUUGUGAAUUGAUCAUUGGAGUUUUAUUAUUGAAAAAUCUUCAAUUUUUACAAUUCAAUGCAUUUGAAAUUUAUGAUUAUAUCAGAGAUAAUUCGAAAAAGUCAAUGGUAAAUUCAAUACCCAUUGGAAUAGGAAUUUAUCCACAUUCUUCAAGAUUCAAUCAUCAAUGUUAUUCUUCAACGUUAAGUAAUGCAGUAUACUGCAAGAAAAAAUUUUUUCAACUGUGAAUUUACUGUCUUAACAUGUGACUGAACUUGAGAAAGUUUCCGCCACAACCUU